Molecule: messenger RNA, 1659 nt
Organism: Moneuplotes crassus
Lineage: Eukaryota; Ciliophora; Spirotrichea; Euplotida; Euplotidae
Source: the annotation of a GenBank genome assembly
UUUGCUGAGUUAAGAAUUUUAUUAAUUAAUUAUGGAGGGAGACAAAAAUCUUACCACUCAAAAAAUAAAGGAGGAGGGACCUCCUCCCACAGAGCCCCAGCAAUCGGAGAAACGUUUUAAAGAUACUGAAGGCGGAGAUGGCAUUUCUUCUGGACCUAAACACAUCCAAGAAAGCCUAGAUACUUCUUCACUAAAAGCCAAAGACCAAUCUAUGGAAACACUGAUAAUCCCAAAGCGUGCUAGCACAAGAGAGUUGAACUACAUUGAUACGAACAAUAUUCUUCCAGAACCAGACCCGAAGGAGGAAGCCGAAGAGAAGCUAAAGAAGGAAGAAGAAAUUCUUAAGCGCACAGCCAAGAAAAAGAAAAGAACCAUAGAGUUUGAGAACAAGAUUGAGGAUAUAAAUGAACUUUCAGAACUUAAUAUUUUCAAUCAGUAUCGAAGACUCAAGAAGAAGUCUUCUAAGUUAGAUAUGUUCAUUCGUGAUAAGCUUACAACAAUGAAGGAGUCUCUUUUGCAGCCUCCUACCAAAAUCAAGCAGAACUUGAAGAUUAAAAUCUCCUCUACUUAUAACGAGAAGAGCAAUGAAUGGAAUUUACGUAUCCAGGGAAGAGUAAUGCAGAACGAGCAAAAGAAGGCUUUACAAGGAGAUGACUACAAAAUGCUUAAUUUCUUUGAAAAGAUCUUCAUUGAUUUUGAGAAAGAAGACCAGACAAAUUACUUAAAUAUUGACUGGAGAAAGCUAAACAAUGCAGAUAAUUGAAGCUAUGAUGCUAUUGACAUUACUAGGUCGAUGAUACCAGAGAAGGAGAGUAUCAAAAUCUCAAUCAAGUUCUUCAAGGAAUAUUCUCCAAAAGAGUUCAUGCUAUCUGAGAAACUUUCUAAACUAAUCGACAUCCAGCAAGGAAGCAUUAUCACUAUAGUUUAUGCACUCUGGCAGUAUAUCAAGCUUAAUAGGCUCCAAGACAGAGAUAAUAGGAAGAUAAUUAAUUGAAACAAAGAAAUGGAAGAAGUGUUUAUGAGAGAAACCAUUGAUUUUUCUAAGAUUAACAGCAUCCUCCACAGACAUUUCACUCCUAUCGAGCCUCUAGAAGUAAAUUAUGAAAUUAUAAAAGGAGAGCAGGAGCCCACAAUUUUGAACAUUCCAGUUGAAGUAAACUCCAGACACAGAACUGAUCUAGAGGACAUCAUUGUAGCCAAUAACAUAAACUUGAUAACUAGUGGAGAGAUGGACCACCGUGCAGACGAGGAGUCUCUGUUCGACAAGGAUUGUCUGAACCAGGAAGAGAAAAGUUUCCUUUCUAAAGUAGGCACGAAUCUUAGAAAUAAAGCCUAUGCUUACAGGUUCUUCACAGAAUACGCUGAGAAUCCAAAAUUGAAGAUCCAGAACAUUAUUUUAGAGCAGAAGAAGUAUCUAGAAGUUAUGAGUAGCAAGGAGCAUGAUCUAACUUUUGAGCUAGAGAAAGAGGAGGACCAUUCCCACUUUUAUCAACAAAAUAUGAACUGGAUUGUACCAGAGAUUGAAGACUAUGAGUAUGAAAAUGAGAUCAAGAUCAAGAAAGAGAGGGAACUGAUAGAAGCAACACAGAAAGAAAAUGAACCAAAAGACCAAGAAGAACCUCAAUAAUUUUGGGAGAAUUAGAAUUUCAAUUAAUGUCA